Rhopilema esculentum is the source of this 5243-nucleotide messenger RNA. NCBI's taxonomy places the organism in Eukaryota, Metazoa, Cnidaria, Scyphozoa, Rhizostomeae, Rhizostomatidae. The record is from RefSeq and is a predicted model, not a curated record.
UUGUCCCAGCUGGCCACCUCUAAAACACUGCAGCCCACAUCUGAAUUUUCCAAAUCUUAUGGAAAAUUGAUUUCAGUCAAUACUUCUAUUCGCUUAACUGUCAUCUAGUCAACAAACAUCUGCUUACUUAAUUGUUUGGUUUGACAAUGGAAAAUAUGGACACUAAUGUUUAUUAUUUGCUUAGUGUGUCAAAACUUAUUUAAAACAGUUAUUUUUUAAUAAGGUAAACCGUUGGUACCUAAAAUAAUUCAUUGAUAUUCUCAGAGGAAUUUUGGGGUAGCUAUUGAUUGCACUCCCAGUAAAUUCGAAAUGGGAGCAACAUCGAAUCAAAUUUCUCAAAUAUUUUUGUUAUGCAAAAGCUCUUUUGAGCAUAAGUUUAAAGAGUUUUGUAAAUUCAAAAUGUAAAGAAAGGAUCCGCAGCAAUCUCCAAUUUUGAAACAUUCUUGGCUAAAUCCCAAAAACUUUUCAUCUUGAGCUUUUUAACUGAAAAACACGUUUUGCAGGCACGUUAGAUAAAUUGUAUUUUGAAGCUGACAGAAUUUUACCGGCCCUGCCUUACUAAGAACUUUUCAAAAUUUAGCUGAAAUGGAAAUAUAAUAUGAUUAACUUAGAUGGAACUAUACUGUAUGAGAGAGUUGAAGAGUUAGGAAUGACGUAACAGCUUAUUGUAGGAAAAAGGUCUGCUUAACUUUUUUGAGCAGGUGCAACCAAGAAGGUGACAAGAAUCUUGUCACAAGAGCACUCAUCUGGAACAAAUUGGAGACAAACAGGUAUGACAGGCUUGUCUUUACUACUCCUUUCGACCAACCAUCGUUUAGUUAAAAUCGUAAACAUACUAAUAAAGGUCAAAUAUAUCAUAGCAGUUCUGCGAAAAAAAGAGUCAUUUUUUAACUCACUGGAGAUUCACGUAAGUUUUUAUCUUGUAAUUCUAUCAUGGUAAGCAUGUUUUGCUUGCAUAUACUAAGCUUAUAGUUGUUAUUUAGUCUUUGUUUUAUAGUAAUCAGGUUGUUAAUAUUAGCUCUGAUAACGAAUGUAGUUAUCUUUUCCAUUAAUUUUUCAACCAACGUAGUUAAACGAAGCAAGAUAUGAAAAAACAAUUUUAAUUCUCAUUAAUUUUCAAACCCAUCGUAACUUAUUUCAAUUGUCUAUUUCAGAUCUAGCUUCAGAUAAUUUAAAUUUUUUGAAUAAAUAGAAAAUAUUUGUGGAAAAAUAUUUUAAUAGAAAGCUUUGUGUUCCGCAAAAAGAAAUGUAUUACUUCUAUCAAUUAUAUUUAACGUAUUUUCGACUUUCAUUUCCUUGCAAUCUGAGUUGAUCAUUUUCAAAUCUUUAUUUGUUGGAAGCUGCCAGCUCAAAUGGUCAAAACUGAAUUUUCUUUGCUUCGUUUUUCACACACCAGCUGAAGUUUGAUUCUACCUAACUUAAGAUUGAUUUUCCAAGCAACCUUUGACAGAAUUACAUAUCAAGUGUUCAAGCAACUUUGAUAGAAUUUAGAAUGAUAAAUCUAUUAAAACACUACAACCAUCUUUCUUAGAAGAGUGUAGAAUCAACCUUCAAAAUUGGUCAAAAAUGUGGCGACAUUAAUGCUAAGUUGUUUUUCAUAUCUAUAUGUUACUAAUUGCACUUAUCCAGACAAGCUUUUGCAUUUUUUGUAUUAUAAAUCAAAGAGGGAAUAUUUGUACAGUAUUUUUUUUAUCUAGGAUGGUGUCAGGAUGGUUGGUGACAAUUUUCGUUCUCUGUGUCUUCACCAUAAUGACUGGUGGAGAGAGCAACGUAAGACGUCAACGCUCACCAGAUUUCCCUUCUUUCAGUGAAGUUGCGAGCAACAAACCGAAUAAUUUUCGGAUAAAAAACACAGAUUGUGUAUUAAGCUGAAAAGAGGCCAAUGUGAAAUGGUAUAUUUGGUCAGCAGCGGCAGUGUCAACUAAAAUCUACUUUAUAUCAGCUUUUUCAUGACGUUGACAUAGCACUCAGCACUAGCAACUUUAUUGUCCUGAAAAAAUUUAUUGUUCAAAAAUUAAAGAUAAAUGGAUGCCAAAGAAAUAAAUGAAGAAUGGAAGAUCACAUUCAAAGCCAAAUCUUCUGAAUCGUUGGAACUUCUGCCGCGGCUGUUGACUCUAGGAACAGGAAGUUCCCUAACAUUAAAGUGGAUUGCUACCAAAAAAAAUUGCUCCUGAGGCGCUUGCAGUUGCUUUGAAGGGACGCACUACACUUGGCAACGAACAAGUUGAAAUGAAAGUGGAGAAGGACAGUGGUGUUGACUACGAGUUGAAUUUUAAAAUGGGGAGUUUAAGAGUAGAUAAAUUUUUUGCCGCUUUUCAAAUCAGCAUUGAGGACGAUAGCUCCAGAAUUAGCCACCGAGAAAAACACCUUGGGCUCAACUUGUUGACGAUUAAAAACCGAAAUUCGAAGGAAUGUUUUCUCCUAGUGCGGGUUUGAAAUCACUGCAACGGGGAGAAUUUCAGCUCCUGAUCUCGCUGCUGAUGCAUCACAGCUCUAUGUAUUUGUACAGAUGAUGUGAAAAGUUCAGGUUCUACGACAGAUAGCUUUGAAAAACCAAGCGAGGAAUCUUUGCAUUGUAUGAAAAUGAGAAUGUGCAAAACACCAUCAUGUCACUUACGGGCAUUCCAGUACCGAAGAUUGCUAUUUUUGAAAACGUUAACAAAGUAGCAAUUACUGCAGCAACAAAUCAAAUUUACAACGUCAAUUCAAAGAACCUUAACCGUCUAGUUGGCGACUUUGUUCCAGUCGAAGGUUUCGAUGUUUUGCCAAAGGGACUCAACGUACUGCAUUAUGCACCAAAUUCAAAUCAAGACAUAAAAAAUAAACAAAAUAAGGUAGCUGAAAAGGUUUUGUUUCGUUGUGAGAUUGGCAACAGCAAUCUGAAGUGGACCUCUCCCCAAAAAAUAGAGUCCCACCUAGUGAAAUUCACUAGUCUCGUUUGGAGUGCUCCAAAGGGAGUGAUGUCCCUUCGACUGAAACCAGAUACAAAUGGAAUCUUUGAUGGGAUUGAUUACCAUAAAAAUACCAAGACUGUGCAGGUCCAUUUCAAUCUGACACAACGUGUGCCCGUCUUGCAAAAUGGUCUUGUAAGUUUGCUCAGUACAACAAUAACAUUGUAUACAUUGCACAACGGACGGGAUGGAUACAACGGCUGGCUAUUGAAAGGAACUGGGAAGGAAACAAUUUUAGAUGAACUGGUCGAUGUUCGUGUAAACCAGAGAGAGCACCGAACAAAUGUCAAAGCUAAAGCUAACAUAUUCGACAUGGAAACGCUGAGAAACAGAACCAAAGCCGAAUGUCUUAAACCAGCACUACGCAAAGCCUUUCUCUUUCCUCAAAUCUUUCCCAUUAAUAAUCUUGGAUUUGAAGCCUCAUUCGAGUUUAAUAAAGUUUUGAAGUUGAAAGGUAAUGCACAUCUGAAUGGGAAGCCCAAAGUAGAAAUUCUUUAUUUCAUAAGACCAUCUGGGCCACAGCUUAAAGUUGCUUUAUUAUUCAAGAACGAGUUUCUUCAUAACGUUGUGAAUUUAUUUUAUGGAGAAAAAACCAUGACCAUUGAAUGGAUGCGAUUUAAAACUAUAGCUGUCGUGAUGAAACAAGGAGGUAUAAGAGGACAGCAAUACCACCCUUUUGACAGAAAUCAAUUCGAAAAUGUUGACAAAAGUUUUGAUGAAGGAAUAGGUUUUGGUGCAGAUCUACUUAAUUUGAAAGGGUGCAUCAGAAAGGAAUCGAAAAUGUGCAAAUUCCUUAAAGCCCAGCUUACGAAGAAUGCCAACUUUGUUUACUAUGGUCAAAUGUUGAAAGGGGUUAUGAGAAUGCGCGCAAGGUUGCAGUGGAAAGUCACUUUUGGCAAGGCGCUCGAGUUUCAAUGCUCAGAAAGUCACAUGAGGGUGAAAAAGGAUGGACAAAGACUUGUUUUUGGCGGAAAUUUCAGAAUAGUUCACACAUCCGAAGUAUUCGAAGGAAAGAUAUACGAUGAUGGAACAAAUAUCUUGAUGCUAGAGUUUGGAGGGAAAGCAACAGAUGAAUCAGACAAAAUUUUGAAUUUAGGUUACGCCAAGCUUCGCCCAGUUCGGGCAAAAUUCCCAAUUUCUGGCAAGGAAAUAGAUGCUAUUCGUCUUCGAUCAAGAUUGUAUCUUGGCACAGUUCUGAACGAACAAAUUGAGUUCAGUGGGGACACUGGGCGACAGAACAUCUGGUACAAGAAAUCGACGAGCCCUAUAGUAAAAUUUGUUGGUAGCAAGGUGCGGUUGAACCAUAAGAAGAUAUUCAAGGCAUUUGGUGUUUGCAAAUCCCAGCAGAAUAAACUGGUGCUGCUUUUUGAACAACGUCGAUAUGGUUAUAGCUCUAGCAAUAAAGGUACGCUUUGAGUUCAUUUUUGCUCGGCAGCACAACAUGAACAUUCUGAAAUGCAGUCAGGGUCAGCAAUUUAAUCUGUUACAGCUUCUAGCGGUGAUAAAAGUCUUUAAUGAAGCUAUCCAAGAAAUAUCGGUAUUUCCAUAAUUAGUUUCAAAUGCCUUAAGUGAAUUAAACAGGUAAUUGUGUACACUCUGAGCUUUUUCUCAAUAUAUUAACAGCUGCAAUAUAAUCAAAAAAGGUAGUUUGCGAAUGAAAAAGUCAAACGUAAUUAUAUAGAAGCCUAGUGGAAUUAAAAGGUAUGACUAGCAAUUGCAAAGUCCAAAAAAUUGUCACCUUUCCAGAAGUAUGAUACAGAUUAAAAAAAUAUGAAAGCAUUAGAAUAAGUAGAUAACAGGCCAUGCAAACAAAUCAGUAUUAGCCUUCUUCAUUGAUGAAAGAGUGUAUUGAUUAGGCCAUAGUUCGAAAUUCAUCAAUUCAAUAUCAUCUGAACUGAAAAGUUUUCUUUAUUGUGGGCAAAGCAAAAGCAGAAUGCGCUUCUAUCUCAUUCAACCUUGCAAGGUUAACCAUAUCAAAUAAUUUUACGCCCCUUUUCUAGAAUGGCAUGUUCCUGAAUUUGAUGUGAUAAUUAAAAAAGGGCUGCACUUCUAUGGCAAAAAAUGACUACCAGUGCAGGAGAAAUAUACAGUCAACAGUCAACGUAUUGGAUAAUAUGCAGAUUGAAACAAUAUUAAAUUGAGACCAUUAAAGUACGGCAAAGUAACUAAAGAUAAAAAUGGCAAAGUAGGCUUUAAAAAUGUCAAUUUUUUCUGUUCGAGGCUGCUGGCCGACCUGAGGCUGGGCCUAACUUAAUUGUAAUGGAGCUGAUCAGCAAUGAAGGAGUGUGUUUU